AUGUCUUUCGGCUCUUAUAUUGUUUCAGGUGCUAGCUAUUUCGUGGUGGUGACCGUCUCCCUCUUUGCAAUCGGCCAAAAAGUGCCUCGCGCCGCUUUCGCUGCCCGAUGUCUCGCCUCAUAUGGCUGUCUCCUCGUCAGUGCCGCGUACGGCGUGCUCGUUUCGAUCUGUCUGCGAAUAGUUGGAUACGGCCGUGUUUCGCAGUGGGCAGCAGGCCGCAGCUUUAAGUGGCUGAUGCGGUUCACAACCGGCGUCAAGUUCGAGGUUAUUGAAGGCGGAGAAUACCUCUCCACCCGUCCGGCAGUCUUCAUUGGUAACCACCAGACUGAGCUCGACGUGUUGAUGCUUGGAAGUGUCUUCCCGCCAUACUGCAGUGUGACUGCCAAGAAGUCACUGCGAAAUGUUCCUUUCCUGGGCUGGUUCAUGUCUCUCUCCCGGACUGUGUUCAUUGACCGUGCCAACCGGGAAACAGCCCUUAAGGCUUUCGAUGGCGCCGCGGCGGAGAUGCGCGAUCACCGCCAGAGCGUUUUUAUUUUCGCUGAGGGUACCCGGAGUUACUCCGACGAACCUACCCUACUACCCUUCAAAAAGGGUGCUUUCCAUCUCGCUGUGAAGGCCGGUGUGCCCAUCGUGCCGAUUGUGACGGAGAACUAUUCACACGUUCUAUCGCCUCGUGCCUGGCGAUUCAAUGCUGGGACUAUCAAAAUUAAAGUUUUGCCUCCCAUCCCGACUCAGGAUUUGACAUCGGGUGACGUGGAUAGCUUGACCCAGUCGACGCGCGAUUCGAUGCUCAACACUCUUACAGCAAUUUCCCAUGCGCAGAAGGAGGAGGUCGAUGUUGCUUGCACCAACGGCGUCUCCAGCGCCAUUGAAAUCUAA
Penicillium expansum is the source of this 879-nucleotide messenger RNA. RefSeq names its product 1-acylglycerol-3-phosphate O-acyltransferase SLC1. Gene Ontology annotation, biological process: phosphatidic acid biosynthetic process. Gene Ontology annotation, cellular component: membrane; endoplasmic reticulum. Lineage: Eukaryota; Fungi; Ascomycota; Eurotiomycetes; Eurotiales; Aspergillaceae. Gene Ontology annotation, molecular function: 1-acylglycerol-3-phosphate O-acyltransferase activity. The coding region runs from base 1 to 879 and encodes 292 amino acids. The record is from RefSeq and is a predicted model, not a curated record. The transcript has 2 exons.